UUGACGUUACAUUCGGCCAAAUGCAUUCGCGAAAUAUUCGAUAUCCGACGGCCUAUAAAUUAACUGCAUUAUACAAAAUGCAGCUAGUUUGUUUUCGACCAUUGUAGCUCGUUCAACAUGAAGUACUUUGUGGCGAUAACGUGCCUUCUGGCUCUGUCCGUCCCGUCAAGAGCUACCGGGUAUGAAGGCCUCGUGUAUGCGCCGGGACAUGCUUCUCCUGAAUACUAUUCUUACCCUAGCUACGAGUACGAGUACUCCGUAAGGGACCCUCACACCGGUGACAACAAGGCCGUUUGGGAAAAGCGAGAUGGCGAUGUUGUAGUUGGUGGCUACUCAUUCGUGGAGCCAGGGGGCAGCAUUCGUAUUAUCGAGUACCGCGCUGACAAGUCUGGUUUCACUGCGCCAGUAGUCAAGCGAAUCGGCCCUAAAGUACACCCUGGAGGCGCCACUUCAACCACCACUAUCUCUAAACCAUCAUCGCCCAUACGAGAAUUUGCCCCAGCGCGUAUAAUUUCCGCUCCCGUUAUUGCCCCAGCGCCGUUGCCCGCGCCUGUACGUAUCCCGCUGCCCGCGCCUAUCCCUGCCCCUGCGCCCUUGCCCGCACCGGUAUAUACUCCGCUACCCGCUCCCAUAUACAGGCCGGCGCCCACGCCUGUAUACGCAUCACUGCCCGCGCCAACCUAUACGUCACUGCCCGCGCCCAUAUAUAAACCGGCGCCCAUACAACUAUCUCUACCGUAUUACUCCGCGCCCUACAUCCCAAGACCGAGCAUACCCUAUUCCGCCUUAUCAUUCCUAUCCGGAGGUCACGGUUUAGGACAUGGUUCGAUCAAUAAUUAUAACUACGACUUGUACAACUCAUUGAACUACCACUAAAGACUAAACAAAACGCGGAAGCUGCUUGACGACUCAAAAUGCCGCUUACCAUUUAUUUCGCAAUACGUUAGGAUAUGUUGUGAGUUAUAUUUUACAAAUGUUAAUGUAAGAUAUUUAUGUUUUCUAAUUUAUGACAUUACGGCAGUAAAUACGGACACGAUUAAAGCAAAUGCCACCAUGUGGUAGAAACAUAA
Colias croceus (clouded yellow) is the source of this 1070-nucleotide messenger RNA. Its product is annotated as cuticle protein 19.8-like. Gene Ontology annotation, cellular component: extracellular matrix. The record is from RefSeq and is a predicted model, not a curated record. The transcript has 4 exons. The coding region runs from base 118 to 876 and encodes 252 amino acids. NCBI's taxonomy places the organism in Eukaryota, Metazoa, Arthropoda, Insecta, Lepidoptera, Pieridae.